UUGGUGAUGAAGUGGGACAUGCGACUAUUGAUAGUUCUUCUGUUCAUGAAAUUCACAAAUCCGCUGCCAGAUACAAUACCAAUAGGUGGCCUUUUCCAUCCGGCAGACGAUAAACAGGAGAUUGCAUUCCGAUAUGCAGUCGAGAAAAUCAACAGCGACCGCUCGAUCUUGCCUAGGUCGAAGCUCAGCGCCCAGAUUGAGAAGAUCCCACCGCAGGAUAGCUUCCAUGCGUCCAAGAAAGUCUGCCACUUGCUCCGCACCGGAGUGGCGGCCAUCUUCGGGCCCCAGUCGCCCCACACGGCCAGCCACGUGCAGUCGAUCUGCGACACAAUGGAGAUUCCGCACCUGGAGACUCGCUGGGACUACCGACUCCGCAGGGAGAGCUGUCUAGUCAACCUUUAUCCCCAUCCCACCACGCUCUCUAAGGCAUAUGUGGACUUAGUGAAGGCCUGGGGUUGGAAGUCAUUUACCAUCAUCUACGAGAAUAACGAGGGUCUCGUCCGGUUACAGGAAUUACUGAAAGCUCAUGGACCUUAUGAGUUUCCCAUCACAGUGCGUCAACUAGGAGAAAGCUCGGACUACAGGCCCCUGCUGAAGCAGAUCAAGAACUCCGCAGAGUCCCACAUCGUCCUGGACUGUUCCACCCAGAGGAUUUACGAUGUUUUGAAGCAGGCGCAACAGAUCGGCAUGAUGAGCGACUAUCAUAGCUACCUCAUCACGUCCUUAGAUUUGCACGGCGUCGACUUGGAGGAAUUCAAAUAUGGCGGCACCAACAUAACGGCGUUCAGGCUGGUUGAUCCUGAUGGGCCUGAAGUUAGGAAAGUGGUGAGGGACUGGAAUAUUGGAUUGGACUCGAAGAAUAAAAAGGACCUUUCGCCUAUAUAUCGGGAUAAUAAUACUUUCGUGAAGGCGGAGACCGCCCUUAUGUACGACGCCGUGCACUUGUUUGCCAAGGCCCUGCACGAUCUGGACACUAGCCAACAAAUCGACAUAAAGCCACUCAGCUGUGAUGCAGUGGACUUUUGGCCUCAUGGGUAUAGUCUCAUCAACUAUAUGAAGGUGGUGGAAAUGAGGGGCUUAACGGGAGUAAUCAAAUUUGAUCAUCAGGGAUUCAGAAGCGAUUUCGUGCUAGACAUCAUCGAAUUGAGCAGAGAAGGGCUUAAGAAGAUUGGCAGCUGGAAUUCUACCGAGGGCGUCAACUUCACCAGAACGUAUGGAGAGGUUUAUACUCAAAUUGUGGAGAUAAUCCAGAAUAAGACUUUUGUUGUUACUACAAUACUGAGCUCGCCGUACGUAAUGCGCAAGGAAGCGAGCGAAAAACUGGUCGGCAACGCCCAAUUCGAGGGCUACGCCGUGGACCUCAUCCACGAGAUCUCCAGGGUCCUGGGCUUCAACUACACCAUCCGCCUGGCACCUGACGGCCGCUACGGCUCCCUAAACCGCGAGACCAAAGAAUGGGACGGCAUGAUGAAGGAGCUAUUGGACCAGAAAGCCGACCUGGCCAUCGCCGAUCUCACCAUCACCUACGACAGGGAGCAGGCCGUGGAUUUCACGAUGCCCUUCAUGAAUCUGGGCAUUAGUAUUCUUUACAGAAAACCCAUCAAACAGCCGCCUAAUCUGUUUUCGUUUCUGUCGCCGCUGUCGCUCGACGUGUGGAUCUAUAUGGCAACUGCGUACCUCGGGGUGUCGGUGUUGCUGUUUAUAUUGGCUAGGUUCACCCCGUACGAAUGGCAGAACCCCCACCCGUGCAACCCCAACCCCGACCACCUAGAGAACCAGUUCACCCUGUUCAACUGCAUGUGGUUCGCCAUCGGCUCCUUGAUGCAACAAGGAUGCGACUUCCUACCCAAAGCUGUUUCUACCAGGAUGGUGGCGGGGAUGUGGUGGUUUUUCACGCUGAUAAUGAUAUCUUCUUAUACCGCCAACUUGGCGGCUUUCCUCACGGUGGAAAGGAUGGAUUCGCCCAUUGAGAGUGCGGAGGAUUUGGCGAAACAAACGAAAAUUAAAUACGGAGCUUACCGGGGGGGAUCGACGGCAGCAUUCUUUAGGGAUUCGAAUUUUUCCACAUACCAAAGAAUGUGGGCAUUCAUGGAGUCGCAAAGGCCGUCCGUCUUUACUUCUAGCAAUCAGGAGGGGGUGGAACAAGUCGUCAAGGGCAAGGGCAGCUACGCGUUCCUCAUGGAAUCCACAUCCAUCGAGUACGUAAUCGAGAGGAAUUGCGAGCUGACGCAAAUCGGUGGUUUGUUGGAUUCCAAGGGAUACGGCAUUGCCAUGCCGCCUAAUUCCCCUUUCCGAACUGCCAUUAGCGGGGCUAUUCUGAAACUCCAGGAAGAGGGCAAGCUGCACAUACUAAAGACCAGGUGGUGGAAGGAGAAGCGUGGUGGAGGAAAAUGCAGGGACGAGACUACUAAGACGAGCAGCACCGCCAACGAACUGGGCCUGGCCAACGUCGGCGGCGUCUUCGUGGUGCUGAUGGGCGGCAUGGGCGUAGCUUGUGUGAUCGCAGUGUGCGAAUUUGUUUGGAAAUCACGGAAGGUAGCCGUGGAAGAACGGUCGUCUCUGUGCGCUGAAAUGGCGACCGAAUUCAGGCACGCUCUGUGUUGCCAGGGCCCCACGAAGCCAAUAAAAAAAAAGAACCGCUCCCCGAGUUCGGUGGGUGGCGAAGACGGGAGAUUUCAUCCCCCUGGGUCGUACACGUCCUACGGUUUUGUGAGCAAAGAACCCCUCAGUUAA
This is a messenger RNA of Anoplophora glabripennis (Asian longhorned beetle), 2733 nucleotides long. RefSeq names its product glutamate receptor ionotropic, kainate 2 (gene KaiR1D). Gene Ontology annotation, molecular function: glutamate-gated receptor activity; transmitter-gated monoatomic ion channel activity involved in regulation of postsynaptic membrane potential. Gene Ontology annotation, biological process: monoatomic ion transport; synaptic transmission, glutamatergic; modulation of chemical synaptic transmission. The record is from RefSeq and is a predicted model, not a curated record. Lineage: Eukaryota; Metazoa; Arthropoda; Insecta; Coleoptera; Cerambycidae. Gene Ontology annotation, cellular component: plasma membrane; postsynaptic membrane. The transcript has 16 exons. Bases 7 to 2733 code for a protein of 908 amino acids.